Culex pipiens pallens (northern house mosquito) is the source of this 954-nucleotide messenger RNA. RefSeq lists its product as uncharacterized. Gene Ontology annotation, molecular function: protein binding. The coding region runs from base 34 to 954 and encodes 306 amino acids. Lineage: Eukaryota; Metazoa; Arthropoda; Insecta; Diptera; Culicidae. Gene Ontology annotation, cellular component: extracellular matrix. The record is from RefSeq and is a predicted model, not a curated record. The transcript has 2 exons.
CAUUCUAACGCUCAACAACCAAAUCUAAAGGAGAUGAAGCUGCAAGUGUGCAUAUUAUUAAUUGCUUUCACAAUCCAAUCAACAAUUGCAAGAGAAAGAAUUUUCGUUGAAAAUGGCAUCCUUAUGAUGAAGGAACUUUCAAUUAGAAGUCCGGAGAACGAAAACAAGUUGGAUCACCCUCAUGACGCGGAAGUUUGGAUGGAAUCCGUCAAUAUCGCAAUGUUGAGUGCAAACAUGCUGUCACGAUUAAGCAACGCCACCAAGUUGAAUGUGAGAGAUGGCGUUUUGAGCACAGUUGAAAUCCCAGUUCGUUUGGAGAACAUUGACCUCGAAUCGUGCCACACCAACAAAAUUUUGAUUGACUCUGGGAGAGGUGACUACAAGUUGAAAGUGCUGUACGUCCACCACAACAGGUUGCAAAAAAUUCCACAAAACUUGAACUCUUUAAAGCACUUGAAGGAGCUCGUGCUGAACGACAACGAAAUCGAGUCCGUUGAUCUGAACUCCUUCCAAGGGCUGACCGAGCUGCGCGUGAUCGCCCUGCAAAGGAACAACAUAACCUCAAUCAGCUCGCGGCAGCACAAGCUGAUCCCGCUGGUAGAUUUCUACCUGGACCAGAACCACCUCACCGAGCUUAGCUUUUCAAGCCUGCUUGCGGAGUCAGUGACCACGAUCCACUUCGACGAGAACCGACUGACGAUGGUUCUGGGGCUGACCAGUGCCUUCCCGGCACUGACUACAAUCCGGCUUCACGGGAAUCCGUUGGAUUGUGCCUGGACCAAGUACGUGCUGGAGGAGCUUCAAUCGCGCAACGUGACCGUUGCGGAUUUGAGGGAGGGUACUUGCCUGAAUGGAACCACGGUGGAGAGGCUCGUUCCGGAGGAGAAGCCGAAGUUGAGAUCUGUUUUGGAGGCUAGAGCGUAUCGUAUCAGGGGAAGAGUUUUCCGCGAUUAA